Athene cunicularia (burrowing owl) is the source of this 2728-nucleotide messenger RNA. RefSeq names its product stimulated by retinoic acid 6 (gene STRA6). The coding region runs from base 547 to 2568 and encodes 673 amino acids. Gene Ontology annotation, molecular function: signaling receptor activity; retinol transmembrane transporter activity. NCBI's taxonomy places the organism in Eukaryota, Metazoa, Chordata, Aves, Strigiformes, Strigidae. Gene Ontology annotation, biological process: vitamin A import into cell. Gene Ontology annotation, cellular component: plasma membrane. The record is from RefSeq and is a predicted model, not a curated record. The transcript is spliced from 19 exons.
CCCCAGGGUGGCCCCCAGCCAAGGCCUCCUGGCGAUGGAGGGGAUAAAGUUCCCUGAGCCACCGCAAGCCUCCGCUCGCUUGCCGGUGCUCUGAACUUUGCCUUUAAGCUUGCAUGGCUGCAUCCGCGCCAAGCUUCCGCGAGCAGAUGCUUUAGACCCCACAUAGCAAGGCCACACUUCUCCUGAGACCCCCAUCAAGCUGGGUCUCUGGGUGCCUUGCAAGGAAGUCACUGGUUGGACAAAGCAGCUGCAAAUCAGGGCAUUGGCAAGGUGGCAUCUGCUGGCUCGUUCAGAGGUGGAUCAUAAAAUGCUGCCUGGCUGAGCUGAUAAAAGCUGGAUCCUUGGAGUCACAGCUGGAUUUUGAAAGCACCUGGUCCCCACCGGCUGCUGGGGUGACCUGAGAAGAUAAAGCCUCUCAGCUCAACACCUCCAUCCCUGCAUUUCCAAGAACCUGGGAGGACUCACACUGGGAAAAUCCAAUUGCUUUUUGCCUCCAGCUGCCUCUUGCCAUCUCUCUCCAGCUGACAGAGGGAAGAAGGAUCAGCCAUGGCAGCCAACAGCUCUGGUGGGAUGCAUGAUGCUCCGCUGGACAACGGCUUUGGUGGCACUGAUGACCUUGUUUCUGACUGGUACAUCUAUGAAACCAUGGAACCAGACACGCCGCAGGAUGACAUGCUUUCCAGCGUAAUCCCAGACUGUGACCCCACCAUUUCUCCCAGACUAUAUCACAUCUGCAUGGCACCCGUCUCUCUGGCGGUGCUUGUGGGCUUGUCCUUGCUGGUGAAACGCAGGCGUCUCCACCGGAGCUGCUGGAACGGUGUCCCAGGACUGCUCAGCCCAGCCAACUUUCUGGAAGAGGAAGGCAACCAAGGGCUGGUGGCUGCAGUGUUUGGCAUCCUGUUCUCCUCCCUGUGUGUGCUGAUCUUGGACAAGGACCCUCUGCCACUCGUUGCCCACUCCUCUCAGAGCACCCGGGAGUACUGGAAGAUCCUGGCUUUGCUCUACUACCCUGCCUUCUACUAUCCCCUGCUUGCCUGUGCCACUGUGGGGCACAGGAUCAGCUACCUCGUGGGCUGCCUGCUCUCCUGGUGCCACUGCGUGGUCCACGUCUGGCAGAAGGUGGAUUGUCCCCAGUCUCCAAAGAUAUACAGGUACUACUCCAUGCUCUCUUACAUCCCCAUCAUCCUCUGCCUUGUGCUCUUAAGCCUUUGGUAUCCAGCCCUGCUCAUCAGGAGCUUCACCGGGCAGGAGGAGACUUUGAGUAAGGAGGUUACAGGGAGAGGUUAUUACAAGAAGUACCUAAAGGCUAUCCUGUCCAAACGCCCUCGGAAGGGAAGCUCCGCGAAGAUAGAAGAGAGCCUCCUAUCAAGGGUCCAUAUGUAUUUACGCUCCUACAUCUACGCUCCUGAGGAAGGUUUCCAGAUCCCACUGAAGCUUGUCCUGUCCAUAACGAUGGCCGUGAUUGCUGUCUACCAGGUUGCCUUGCUGCUCCUGGUAGCUGUCGUCCCCACCAUCCAGAUCGUGAGGGCGGGAAUGACAAAGGAUGUUGUGGUGUUGUUGGUCCAGUUUGGCUUGGUGCCCUCGGAGAGCCCGGCUGUCCCGGGUGACAUGGAGAAGGAGCUCAACACUGUUAAGUACUACCUGUGGUCACUGGAAGUCUGCUACAUCUGCUCGCUGGUGCUGUGCUGCCUGCUGACCUGCGCCAUGCUCCUAAGGACACUGGUGAUGCACAGGAACAACUUGAAAGCGCUCUACCAAGGGGCUGUGCUGGAUGUUUUCUACAAAGCCCAUAUCCUCCGCCCAUCGCGACAAGCCAUCGUCUGCUGGAUGAGUUUUGCUGCCUUCCAGACGGCUUUUGCCUGCCUGGGUCUCCUCAUCCAGCAAGUGAUAUUCUUCAUCUGCUCGGUGGGAUUUACCUUCUUUGUCAUCAUCCCACUGCAGUCUGGCACAAACAUGUACCUCUUCAAAAUCAUUCAGAACAUGUGGCCCUUCUGGCUGACCCUGGUUGUUGCCGUCAUAGUGCAAAAUUUGGCAGCUCACUACCAGUUCCUGGAGCAGCAUUCCCUCCAGAAGGAGCUCACCAACAGGCGAGCUCUCUACAUAGUCACCUACUUGCUCUUCCCUAUCAAUGUCCUGGUGGGUGUCCUGGCUGGAGUGUGGAGGAUGGUCAUUUCUGGCCUUUAUAACGCUGUCCACUUCUGCCAGCUGGACAUCAGCCUGCUUAACCGCGGUGUGGAGACCUUUGACCCGGGCUACCACGCUUACUGCCACUAUCUGAAAAUUGAGGUCAGCCAGUCCCACCCGGUGAUGAAAGCUUUUUGCUUGAUGCUUCUCCAGCUUACCAGGCCAGAGGGGCCACCAGGGCUCCAGGCCAGCAAUGUGGAAGAAGGCAUCCAGCUGAUGCAGCCUAAGAAGGUGCCUCUGAGCAGAACCAGGUUCAAGCAGAGCCGGGCCCGCUGGUGGCUGGCCUACACGCUCCUCAACAACCCCUCUCUGACUGCCUGCCGGAAAACUGCCCUCUCCGACCCCACAGCCAACGGCACCCAGCUCAGCGCCUGCAAGCCCUGACCUCCAGAGAAGCCCCCCCACCUCUCUCUGCCUCCCACACACACUUGUCCUACCCCAUCCCUGUCUCCCAUUGACUCUCCUCCUGCACUGCAGGAAUUUUGGGCACCUCUUGCCCCUCUCCAGCCUCUGGUCCCUCUCCAGAAUUUACGGGGGCUGGAUU